Molecule: messenger RNA, 1362 nt
Organism: Annulohypoxylon truncatum
Lineage: Eukaryota; Fungi; Ascomycota; Sordariomycetes; Xylariales; Hypoxylaceae
Exons: 1
Coding region: 1-1362 (453 amino acids)
Molecular function (GO): zinc ion binding
Source: RefSeq, a predicted model, not a curated record
AUGUCCCCUCCAACCGAACGUUUUAAGAAGCUUUCACUCGAAGGCAUGCCUCCCAUAACUCGUCUCCAGAGCCAGAGGCUACCGGUGGAAGACUCGAGCUCCGAGUCUGAGACCGAGCCGGACUUCGACUUCGAUGAGGAUGGUUACAUGACGUCCCCGUCGAACCUCAGAUACUCACUAGAUCUCCUAGAUGAAGAGACACGGGAUAAUGUAACGAGGGCUGUUGAAGUCCCUCCUCAGUUCGUGUUGCGUGGCUGCCAAGCAGGAGAUCAGCGCUGCCUUUUCUUAAUAACAGAGCCGGUGGAAUACACGAUUCGGACUGGUAUGGAAGAAAGCGGUUAUGGGAUUCCAAGCUGUACCUGCGAGAGUGGCGAGCACGGCGAGUCACCUUGCCGCCAUAUUCUUUGGCUGUUCGAUCAAAUCACCAGCCAGAUCCUGGGCGUCCAGAGGGAUCCCUUCACCCUAUCGCAACACGGCUCUCCAACGGAGCUCGGGAACCCAUACGAUGCGAUAUCGGACUUCCAUCUCGACAUGCUAGCAGACAGCCUCCAUUGUGAUGUCGUCGGGCAGUCACCAGAUCCGAACCCCAGGCGGGUCCAGGAAACACGAGAGAUACUCGCCUCCCUAAACGAGGUGCCCAUCGACGAAUACCGGCCGGACCUCUUCGACAACCCGCGGAAGGGCAAGAAGGUCAUCAAGCGAGGCGACCUGGAGCAGACCAUCUUCCGCAUGCUGCUCCGCAACGACGACUUCUUCCAGUACUUCCUGUCGUCGAUGCGCGCCGACGAGUCCCCCCACAAGAACCGGUUCCGGAGCCUCCGGCACCGGACGGACGCCGCGCUGGCCGGCCUGCGCGCGUACGCGGAGGACCCAUCAUUGCAAAACGUCGCGCGCCCCAAGGACGUCGAGUGGUGCGCGACACACCUCGCCUCGGUGACGCGCCAGAUCCACGCCGUCAUCCACACGACGGACCGGCCGCUCGAGGCGCGGGAGCUGCGCGCCGCGGCCCGCGCCGCCGUGCACGCGCUCGCGCGCGUCGUCGACAGCGACGAAGACGUCGGGCCCUCGCACCUGCCCAAGGAGAAGCGCAACCUGUUCUUCCGGCUCGUCGGCUCCGGCGAUCGCAACUUCGCCCUCGACGUCCUGGCCUCGAUCCCGCCGCAGGUCCUGGGUCCUUGGAUCGACGAGCUCGCGGAUAUCCGCGAUAAAGUCGCGGAGCGGGGAGCGCCGGAAUCGUAUACGGCGCGUCUGGGCUCGCUUGUCGCGCACUUGCGCUCCCGCUGGGCGGGGCCGGCGGCGCCGGCGGCGGGGUCGAAGAGGACGGGCCAGGGGCAGGAUCGUGGGGCGAAGAGGGUGAAGUGA